UAAUAGUGGUUUAUGUGAUUUGGUGAAGACUUUAGAUUCACAAUUAGAAAAAGAAGCUGAGUGGAACUGUUUUUUUGAAUAUCAGACUCUGUUAUCAUGUGUUGGGAUUGCAUCUGUUAGUAGUGAAAUAUUGCCUGCUGUUGACCAUAUACUCUUAGAAUACUUGACCCCACAAAUUCGUUCUAUUGAGCGUAUUGAAAUAGCACAGUGUUUAUACUUCGAUGCAACAUUAGUUGACUUAACAGUAAUUGGAUUGGAUGACGAGAAUGAGAAUAUAAGUAAUCGAUUUACAGAAGAUGUUUAUGAUGCGAAGCAGAUUUUACUUAAGUCAAUGAUAUCAAAAUUAAAACACUUUAUUAAUCAAAAGAAGCGUCUUUUAAUACAAAAUGAAGAGCCUAAAAACAGUGAUGACAGCGAAGACAGUGAAAAGGAAAAUAAUUCUGCAAUCAAAAAUCCAGCGAUUACCAAGCAUAGAGCAGGCCUGUGA
Molecule: messenger RNA, 487 nt
Organism: Racocetra persica
Lineage: Eukaryota; Fungi; Glomeromycota; Glomeromycetes; Diversisporales; Gigasporaceae
Source: the annotation of a GenBank genome assembly